Molecule: messenger RNA, 1240 nt
Organism: Eremomyces bilateralis CBS 781.70
Lineage: Eukaryota; Fungi; Ascomycota; Dothideomycetes; Eremomycetales; Eremomycetaceae
Exons: 1
Coding region: 78-1139 (353 amino acids)
Biological process (GO): secondary metabolic process
Cellular component (GO): cytoplasm; cytosol
Molecular function (GO): carboxy-lyase activity; hydrolase activity
Source: RefSeq, a predicted model, not a curated record
AAGUCUCUUAGGAUAUCACUAUUUUCUCUCCGGUUUCAUGGGCAGUGGUCGGUUUCUAGGCCACUCUGAAAAGCACAAUGAUGUUCAAACAUUCUCUCCUGCUCUCUCUUCUACCUCGUGUAUUCUCCGCUAUACCACCUCUUAUCACCCUUGAGGACCACUACCUCUCCGAUGUCAUCCCUGUCUCUGAAUACCAUGCCGACUUCUUUGCCUACCAGCCAGCCGCCGUGCCUGCCUUGCGAGAAUGGGACGCCGUCCGCCUUGCCUCCAUGGAUCGCGGGAACGUGUCAAUUCAAGUGAUCUCGCAUGCUCCUGAUAUUGGUCUUUAUCCACCGAAGUAUGCCGUCGCCGCGAACGACCAGCUCGCCGCCAUCGUUGCCACUCAUCCAACCCGAUACCGCGGCUUUGCCGCCCUUCCACUGGCGCCCCACUACGCACGAGCCGCCGCCGAGGAACUCCGCCGCUGUGUCAACGAGCACGGCUUCCUUGGAGCCCUCAUCGACAAUCACUACAAUGGCUCGCACUUCGAUUCUCCCGCGUAUGAUCAUAUUUGGGCGGCGGCGCAGGAAUUGAACGUGCCGAUCUACAUUCACCCGACGUGGCCAUCUCCAGAGAUGCUGGAGCGCUACGGCGGACCACUCCUAUCGGAGCUCGCGCGUUUGGAGCUCAGCACGGCACUCUGGGGGUGGCACAGCGAUGUCGGACUGCAUGCGCUGAAGCUGUUCGCAGCGGGUGUGUUCGAGCGAUUCCCGCGCCUGCAGAUCAUCAUCGGACAUUUCGGGGAAAUGAUUCCGUACAUGCUGGAGCGCGACGAGAACAUCUCCUCGCGUCCGACUUACCGAUUCGGCAACGGUACCAGGAGCUGGCGGGAGGUGUGGAACGAGAACUUCUGGGUGACGACAAGUGGGAUCUGGAGCCAAAGCCCUAUGGCGACGCUUCUACGCACGACGAAAAUAGACAGGAUUCUGUUUAGUGUUGACUAUCCGUUUGCGAGUAACGAGGCGGGGCUAAUGUUCAUGGAAGACUUGGAGGCGAGCGGGCAGGUUGACGAAGAGGAUCUGUGGAAGAUUGGAAGAGCGAACGCAGAGGGCCUUUUGGGCAUCAAACCCAUAAGUCCUACGAUUUUACGAAUGCAAUGAUAAGUGGCGGUAUUAGCAGAGAGGUGCUGUAGCAAACGAUCUCAAUUCUCGAAUCGUCACAUAACAAACAUAGCAGCCAAUGAGAGACUAGAGUUUGCCAU